Rangifer tarandus platyrhynchus (Svalbard reindeer) is the source of this 1473-nucleotide messenger RNA. Lineage: Eukaryota; Metazoa; Chordata; Mammalia; Artiodactyla; Cervidae. The record is from the annotation of a GenBank genome assembly.
AUGGAUUAUAAGUCGAGCCUGAUCCAGGAUGGAAACCCCAUGGAGAACCUGGAGAAGCAGCUGAUCUGCCCCAUCUGCCUGGAGAUGUUUACCAAGCCGGUGGUCAUCUUGCCGUGCCAGCACAACCUCUGCCGGAAGUGUGCCAACGACAUAUUCCAGGCUGCCAAUCCCUACUGGACCGGCCGGGUUGGCUCCGCGGCCAUGUCUGGAGGCCGUUUCCGCUGCCCCUCCUGCCGCCACGAGGUGAUCAUGGACCGCCACGGAGUGUACGGCCUGCAGCGGAAUCUGCUAGUGGAGAACAUCAUUGACAUCUACAAACAGGAGUGCUCCAGUCGGCCACUGCAGAAGGGCAGCCACCCCAUGUGCAAGGAGCAUGAAGAUGAGAAAAUCAACAUCUACUGCCUCACGUGCGAGGUGCCCACGUGCUCCAUGUGCAAGGUGUUCGGAGCCCACAAGGCCUGCGAGGUGGCCCCGCUGCAAAGUGUCUUCCAGGGACAGAAGACUGAGCUGAGUAACUGUAUCUCCAUGCUGGUGGCAGGGAACGACCGUGUGCAGACCAUCAUCACUCAGUUGGAGGACUCCUGUCGAGUGACCAAGGAGAACAGUCACCAGGUGAAAGAAGAACUGAGCCAGAAGUUUGAUGCGCUGUACGCCAUCCUGGACGAGAAGAAGAGUGAGCUGCUGCAGAGGAUCACGCGGGAGCAGGAGGAGAAGCUCGGCUUCCUCGAGGCCCUCAUCCAGCAGUACCGGGAGCAACUGGACAAGUCCACCAAGCUGGUGGAGACAGCCAUCCAGUCUCUGGACGAGCCUGGUGGCGCCAUCUUCCUCUUGAGUGCCAAGCAGCUCAUCAGAAGCAUUGUGGAAGCUUCCAAGGGUUGCCAGCUGGGGAAGAUAGAGCAGGGCUUUGAAAACAUGGACUACUUUACUUUGGACUUAGAGCACAUAGCUGACACCCUGAGGACCAUCGACUUUGGGACAGAUGAGGAAGAGGAGGAGUUCAUUGAAGAAGAAGAAGAUCAUGAAGAGGAAGAGUCCACAGAGGGGAAGGAAGAAGGCCACUCAAAGCCGAUUUCAAAAGCCGGUGUCCCGAGAACUUCCCGGCAGGAGGCAGCCAGCCCCGCGCGGGGGGCAAGUGGGCGCAGUGGAGGCAGAAACAGCAAGCAGCAGCAGGGCUGGGCGGAGGCGGUUAGGCUUUCCGACGCAGGCCAGGUGGGCUCCUCGGGCUCCCGGGACCCGGUGCUGGGGUCAGCGCCGGGGCCCUUUGCAGCCAGCUACACCCUCCCCCUUCCCUGCGGGCUUUUGCGCACGACGCGCCGCUUCACACGGAGAAGCGGGGACUUGAUAAAGCCAGCCGGCGCGGCGCGCAGCCGCCGGCGUCGUGGGGGCAGCAGCGGUAGCGACAGCCGGACGACCCCUCAGCGGCCCCGGCGCGGUCCAGGCGGGAGCUGCGCGCAAGGCUCUGGUGGCAGGUGA